AUGGAAGUACCAACAAGAAUGGGAUUUAGCACUGGGAUAGGAGCCGGGUCUGGAACUGUUUCUGGAAUAGGAUCUGGGUUAGGACUAGGAACAGGAGUUGGAUCAGGACAAGUCGGUGGUGGAGUCGGGGGGGAUCUUGGUGCAGGAACUGGAUUAACAAAGUCUCAGGUUAGAGCUUACAAGAUUGAAGCGGGAAGCGAGCUUAGAAUAAUUGCUCAUCAGAGUCAACCUUGCACAAUUAGACUGUACUCAUCGUCAUCAUCAGGCGCAGGAGCAAUAUCAGGAACAACAGGAGGGUCUCAAAUAAACGUGAUGACAACAGCAGAGAUAUUUGGAGCUGAACUCCCUCCAGAUGUGGAUAUGAAGAUUGCUCCGUUGUCUAGAAUUGCAAUAUAUACUUGGCAUGGAUGUAUUUUACAAAUAAGAGGAUUGGUACAACAAGAAUAUGAAAGUGUGAAUAAAAGCAUGAAAGAGUAUAUGGAGGUUAUUCAGGUAUUAGACAAUAGAAGAAACUUUUCAAAACUUCACGGAACUUUGGGUCCAAGAGUUAUGGUAACAGGAUCAUCUAAUUCAGGUAAAUCCACCUUGUGUCAGAUUCUUUGUAAUUAUGCAGCAAGAAGAGGAUAUACACCAUUAUUUAUAGAUUUGGACCCAAGAGGAUCUACAGAUAAAGCGAAUAUGCAGUUUCCAGCAGGAACUAUUGGAGCAACGAAAGUUGACGAGUUUUUUCUUCAUGGUAAAGAAUUAAAAAACCCACUAUCAUUCUUUUUUGGUCAUUUAAAUGUAACAGAUGAUCUCCAGUUAUACCUAUAUUUGUGUAGAUUGCUAAGUGGUGCUAUAUCAUUAAGAAGCCAAAACAACCAAGAUACCAACUCCCAAGCCUCAGGAUUUAUAAUGAAUGCUCCAUUUCAGCCAUCCAAUGAUCUUUUGAAAGAGCUCAUUUCAAUCUUUGACAUUGAUGUUGUAGUAGUAAUGGACGAUCCAAGUACUCAACAUUACUUAGCAGAUCAGUACGACUAUAAGGAGCCCCAAAGUUAUGAUGUCUUAGAAAAACAACAUCUAGAAGAGUCAGGAAAUGCCAGUAGCUCAAUCUCGGAUCAAGAAAAUAAUGAUAAUAAGCUAAAUAACGAAAAGCAGUUUGAAAAACUACCCAAAAUUUCUGUUGUUGGAGUCUCCAAAUCAGAUGGAGUUAUCAGUAUUACCUCACAAAGGCUUACGGAAAUAAGAAGAGAAUGUUUGAAAUCUUACUUUUUUGGUACACCAGAGUUCCCGCUUAAACCUCACACAAUUAAUCUCAAAGUAAUACCUAUGGGAGAUGACGGUAAGUCACUAAUUAAUACCAAUACUCUUGUUUCAAGUACCUGGUGUCAUCUUGUUGAACUCCAAAUUGCUUCUUUACCUGCAUCAGCUUUACCAGCAGAUCAAGAUGUAUCUAUGAUUGACAAUCAGGCUCAAAUUCUUCCAUAUAAUAAACCUCUUAAAAAUUUAGUUAAUACCAUAGCAGGAAUUUGCCAUACAAAAAAUUCAACUUACGCGCCAAUUUCCUCUCUGGCAGGUAUUGUGCAUAUUAGAGCAGUGCAUGAGGACAAUAAUGCCGGUAUAGAAGACAUGCAACAAAAUCGUCCACAAAUAAAUAAUGCAAAUAUGACAUUCCCUACUAUAGAAGUUUGGUGCCCAGGAUUGAAUGAGCAUGGAGAAUUUCCAUCUCAUUAUAUACUUGUAGGCAACACACAAAAAUUAAAGUUUCAUUUAGAGUAG
Cryptosporidium ubiquitum is the source of this 1758-nucleotide messenger RNA. RefSeq names its product pre-mRNA cleavage complex II protein. Gene Ontology annotation, molecular function: ATP hydrolysis activity; polynucleotide 5'-hydroxyl-kinase activity. Gene Ontology annotation, cellular component: nucleus. NCBI's taxonomy places the organism in Eukaryota, Apicomplexa, Conoidasida, Eucoccidiorida, Cryptosporidiidae. The coding region runs from base 1 to 1758 and encodes 585 amino acids. Gene Ontology annotation, biological process: tRNA splicing, via endonucleolytic cleavage and ligation. The transcript has a single exon. The record is from RefSeq and is a predicted model, not a curated record.